Messenger RNA from Trichomonas vaginalis G3, 912 nucleotides. RefSeq names its product intraciliary transport. Gene Ontology annotation, cellular component: intraciliary transport particle B; motile cilium; centrosome. The transcript has a single exon. The record is from RefSeq and is a predicted model, not a curated record. Gene Ontology annotation, biological process: cilium assembly; intraciliary transport. The coding region runs from base 1 to 912 and encodes 303 amino acids. Lineage: Eukaryota; Parabasalia; Trichomonadida; Trichomonadidae.
AUGAGUGGAUUUGGACACUUUAAAUCUGAUGAUGAUGAACCAGCAAACUCUCCAGGAAUGCCAACUGGAUACAGCCCACGGCCAAAUGGAGAUGAAGAUCCUGCCACUUUUACAGUUAAUGGCAUAAACAGAAAUAAUCCACUUGCUGGAUUCGAAUUAAAGUUUGGAGACGAUGGUGGAGCAAAUCAAGGAUUGACUGGUUACUCUCCGAGACCAGAUGCUUUUAAUUCAAGAGAAAUGGAAAAUACACCAGAGCUUGCACAAAUUUUUAGUUUAAUAACUGAAUACCAGCCUGCAGAUAUACCAAUGGUACCAUUUUGGAAGCCAUUUAUUCCAGAUUUGAUACCUUCCAUCGGUGCAAUCGAUGCUUUUAUCAAAGUACCUAGGCCAGACGAUGAAGCUGAUCCAUUGGGUCUUACAGUUCUCGAUGAGCCAACAAUUGGCUGCUCAGAUCCACAAAUUUUGAAUAUGCAACUUAGAGAGAAAUACGGAAUCGUCGGAAAUCAGGAAUCAGAUGGAUACAUUGGUAGCAUUCAGGACCUAGAAAAUAAUCAAAAAGCUUUAGAUGUUUUCUUAGAGUCGUAUGAAGAGAUAAAUCGUAACAGACCACCACCAACAAUGACAUAUUCGUCAACUAUGCCCAAUUUCGAAGCACUUCUCCAGGAAUUCCCAGAAGAAAUGGAAGAUGUUUUGAAAAAUAUUCCGUUACCAGAUGCAAAUAUGGAUCUUACGAUCGAAGAAUACGCAAAAAUCAUAUGUGUAAUGCUCGAUAUACCAGUGAGAGGUAAUAUUAUUGAGUCUUUGCACAUGUUGUUUUCAUUAUACGAACAGUUCCAUGAUCAUUUCUAUUUUAACCAGUCUAGAGGAUCUACUCCUGCUACACAAGGUCGUGAAGAAAGAAUUGAUUUGUAA